GGCCUCUCGGUCCAUUGGUUGAGCAGAAGAGAUCAUUAGUUAGGGGAUUGAGUUUACAGGCACUGGGGGGGAAAAAGUACAGUUCACAUGCUGCACAGCACACCCAGUUUUCAGGGCGAGAUUUAAAAAAAAAGGGUUGUCUACAGACAGUGUUUGAGUGAACGGUAUAAGGUGAAAGAUUGGUGAAGAGGGAGGACUAACGGACCUUAAACAUUCUGUUGCUCUUUUCUGAAUAACAGUUUCUUCUUGGAGAGUGGAGUUAGAGAGUGUAGGCAGGAAUUCUUGGAAACGUGUUGCUGUGCAGCUCUGGAAAUUUGAGAUUUGAUACAUAGAGCCGAGUAACACCCCUACACUCCUCCUUCAGGAUCCCCCUUUACCCUCCAAAUUCCAUCUCUCUAUUGCUCUCUCUCUUUCUCCUUCUCUUCCUCUCCCUGUCAGCUGUCCCCCUCAAUCCCCCUCUCCUGACGUCCUGCCUGACACCCGCUCUGCUCGACAUGGAGAACUCCACGGCUGUGGCCUUUAACGCGACCCCGGACCAAGCGAAACCAGAAGCCAUGACACAACUCAUGCCAACCAAUUACGACGUGGACGAUGGAUACUUGGAUGCCAUACUAGGAGCUGUCAUUGCUGCUGUGGUCCUGGUGUUGGUGUGCCUGGCGGUGGUAGUAAUCCGCUAUAUGUACCGGCACAAGGGCACCUACCACACCAACGAGGCCAAGGGCACUGAGUUUGCCGAAACAGCGGAUGCGGCGCUCCGGGGCGACCCGGCUCUGCAGGAUGCCAUGGACGAGAGCAAGAAGGAGUACUUUAUCUGAGCAGUGGCGUCCCCUGCUGUUUACAAUGGACUUUAGGCUAUGGACUCUAGGUAUUUUGGGGUUGGAGAAUAGAAAGUCUGGAGACUGGAUGAAAAUGACCUUGUUGUACUUAAGUGAAUAAUGUCCUAUCAGUUAAAGAUGAUCUGCUUCUAUAGCUAAAGGUCUCUUUUCCUGAUGAGACUGGCUAAAGGUCUCUUUUCCUGAUGAGACUGGCUAAAGGUCUCUUUUCCUGAUGAGACUGGCUAAAGGUCUCUUUUCCUGAUGAGACUCUGAUCAGUGACUGAAUAGACAACAAUUUACCAAAGAUGCAUCUUAAUAACAAUAAUAUUAAUUCAGUAUUCUUCCCCUCUACCAGUUUUCCUCUGUAAUAUAUUUGGCAUAUCACCAAACAUAUACAGUGGGCUCCAAAAUUACUGGCACCCCUGACUGGCAAUGCACAAACAAUACUUAAAAAAAUAUAAACAAUAUAAUUAUAGAGAUAAACUCAAAAUAACAACGUGAAAAAUACUGUACUUUAUUAAUGUUUCAAUGGAACCCAACAAAAUCAUUUAUUGAUUUAAUUAAAAAUAAUUGUCCUCCAAAUCAAAGUUUCACAAUUAAUGGCACCGUUAAAUACUAUUGUAAAUAACAUCUACCAACAUUAAACCAGGAAUUAAAUCCCACUUAUUUAAGUUUAUCUAAGUGUUAAGGAACGAUAUUGAGCCAUUACAUCACUUCCUGUUUCACUAGGGUAUAAAAAUGAGGUAACACACAUGCAAUAUCCCACUGUCAUCCAACACCAUGAAGAAAAGAAAAGAACUGGCAGUUCAAAAGAGACAGAUGGUCGUAGACCUUCAUAAAUCUGGUAAAGUCUACAAGAAUAUCCACAAACGAUUGAAUAUACCACUGAGCACUGUCAGGGCAAUUAUUCAAAAAAUCAAAAGAUAUGGAACAGUUGAAAACCUCACGGGUAGAGGACGCAAAUGCAUUUUGCCCCCCAGGAUAGGGAGGAGGAUCGUGAGAGAAGCAACAAAAUCCCCAAGAAUCACUGUGAAAGAAUUGCAGGCCUUGGUGGCGUCUUGGGGUCACCAGGUUUAAAGAAAUCACCAUCAGACGCCACCUCCACAACCACAGGCUCUUUGGAAGGGUUGCCAGAAGAAAACCCUUAAUUAAUGACCCCAAGACACAGACGCAAGCGCUUGGAGUUUUCCAAAUGUCAUUUAAAUUAUGACUGGAAGAAGGUGCUCUGGUCAGAUGAGACCAAAAUGGAACGUUUUGGUCAGCAUCGGUAUGUUUGGCGUCAAAACAGAGAUGCAUACAAGGACAGGCACCUCAUACUCACGGUGAAAUAUGGUGGUGGGUCAGUGAUGUUUUGGGGCUGUUUUAAUUCCAGAGGUCCAGAGGCACUGGUUAAGAUUGAUGACAUAAUGAAUUCCACCAAGUACCAGGCAAUUUUGGCUGACAAUCUGGUUGCCUCUGCCAGAAGGCUGGGACUUGGCCGUAUGUGGACUUUCCAACAAGACAUUGACCCAAAACAUACCUCAAGAUCCACACAGAAAUGGUUCUGUGACAACAAAAUCAAUGUUCUGCCAUGGCCAUCUCAGUCGCCGGACCUCAAUCCAAUCGAAAUCCUGUGGGCUGAGUUGAAGAGGGCAGUUGAGAAGCGCAAACCCGAGAAUGUGAAGGAUCUUGAAAGGAUCUGCAUAGAGGAAUGGUCCAAAAUCCCUACAAAUGUGUUCCUUAACCUUGUCAAACAUUACAGGAAAAGACCAUGUUGUUAUCCUUGCCAGAGGUGGUGGCACUAAGUGCUAAAUGAGGAGUGCCAAUAAUUAUGAAACCUUGAUUUUGGUGAAAUGUGUUUUGUAUUAAAUAAUUGUAUUAUCUUGGUGGGUUCCAUUGAAACAUUAAUAAAGUACAGUAUUUUUCACAUGUUGUUAUUUUGAGUUUAUCUCUAUAAUUAUAUUGUUUAUAUUAUUUUAAGUAUUGUUUGUGCAUUGCCAGUCAGGGUUGCCAGUCAUUUUGGAGCCCACUGUAGAUAGAAAACAUGGCCUUUGCUAUUAGGAGGCUAUAUUUGAAGAGUUGAUUUCCAAAAUGUUAUAUCCACCAAUUUUUCACAUUUGUGUUUUUUCAUCAGAAAUUAUUGCUUAUACAUGUGUGUGGAAAAUAUUACUGUUCUCAGAUGUUUUAUUCAUUGAUUAUAGAUGUGUAUAAAAAAUGUUUAAAUAAAUGCUAAACGCUACAUAUCAACUGUUUAGCUGGAAUGGAA
This is a messenger RNA of Salmo salar (Atlantic salmon), 3060 nucleotides long. The record is from RefSeq and is a predicted model, not a curated record. Lineage: Eukaryota; Metazoa; Chordata; Actinopteri; Salmoniformes; Salmonidae.